Molecule: messenger RNA, 939 nt
Organism: Arctia plantaginis
Lineage: Eukaryota; Metazoa; Arthropoda; Insecta; Lepidoptera; Erebidae
Source: the annotation of a GenBank genome assembly
AUGAGCGUGGAGGAUAGCGGACCGAGUGCGAUACGGGGAUGGGGCUGUACUCCUACCGGCGACCCACCACCAGCGGCUGCUGUCUCUUCAGAUGCCAAUACUAGAAGAGGAUGUCUACCAAGAAUAUUUACCGCAGGAUGGAGAAGAACCGCAUUGUAUGGAAUACUUGUAUUCCUUAUGCUUUUAGUAUUCCUAAACAUCGGGUUGACUUUGUGGAUUAUUGGAGCCUUAAAAUUGAGCAUGAACGGAGUGGGACCUAUUAGAAUAGUAAGAAAUGGCAUCCAGUUAGAGGGCCAAGCGUGGGUGGUUGACAAUCUUGUGGCUGCCAGAAUAACGUCUCAACUUGGUCAGCCCAUAACGUUACACUCACACCGCAAUUUCACUGUAAAAGUUGCUGAACCAGACCACAUCGAACAUUCAAAGCUUUUUAUAAAACGAGAUAGCAUCGAGUUUAGUGGACGUGUCCUAAACGUGCGUGAUGCUCGUGGAGAGAGUGUAUUUACGGCAGCGCGUGAUGAAGUGCGCGUAUUCGCCGAUGCAUUGGCAGUAGACGGACCUGGUGGCUUAAACGUGCGCAGUGCAGUGCAAGUUCCACACGUCCAUGCGCCACCAGCUUCUAAUUUAACGUUAGAGUCCCUUACAAGGCGCCUGGAUUUAAAAGCACCUCAGUCUAUAUAUCUUGAAAGCAGAGCGGGAAGUAUCGACAUAACUUCUCACAGCAAUAUUAAACUCAACUCAAUUGUCGGUGCGAUUAAAUUCGAUGCUUCAAACAUAAUAAUCAAUCAUUUGAAAGAAGCUCUUCCAACGGACAAGCCGCAGAAAAACUUGCGAAAUACCAAAGUAUUCCAGCUUUGUGCUUGUGCGACAGGGAAGCUCUUCUUGGCGGCACCAGAGGCGCCUUGUGCUGUUGAUGAUGACGACACUGAAUUUUGCCGAUGA